Limanda limanda (common dab) is the source of this 1940-nucleotide messenger RNA. RefSeq names its product rab11 family-interacting protein 2. The coding region runs from base 369 to 1766 and encodes 465 amino acids. Gene Ontology annotation, molecular function: small GTPase binding. The transcript has 6 exons. The record is from RefSeq and is a predicted model, not a curated record. NCBI's taxonomy places the organism in Eukaryota, Metazoa, Chordata, Actinopteri, Pleuronectiformes, Pleuronectidae. Gene Ontology annotation, cellular component: phagocytic cup; endosome. Gene Ontology annotation, biological process: regulated exocytosis.
CAGACAGCAGUGAACACACAACAGCAACAGAAAGAACCUUAGCAACAGCACUGGCCGGCGUUUUGUGUGGACGCCACCGCAUGGACGUGUGAGGAGCGGGAUGUCCUACAGCCGCUGGACAUGACACCGAGAUGACUCACCGGUGGCUUGGACAUCUGUGACUCCAUAAAAGAUGAGGCUUGCUCAGUUUGUCAGAUUUGUCAUCGCUUGCAAUGAUUGUUACUGUAGAAACAAGCCACACUGACAUGGACAACAAACUAUAGCGAAUCAUGGCUGCUGCUUUUUGCAUCACACUCACUAAAUAACUGAUCGGCAUAAAAUCAUUAAGUUAGUUUUGAAUGGCUCUCAGUUAACAACCAGUGCUGACAAUGUCACUGGGUGAGCAGUCUCAGAAGUGGUUUCCCACCCAUGUCCAAGCCACUGUUCUCCAAGCGAACGGUUUACAGCCAAAGGGCAAACAUGGCACCAACGAUGGCUACACUAUCAUUCAGCUGGGCAAGGAGAAGUACUCGACAUCAGUGGCAGAGAAGACACUCAGUCCAGUCUGGAAAGAAGAAGCCUCCUUUGAGCUACCUGGUCUGCUCAUGGAGGGCAACCCCGAAGUGUAUGAACUCUGCUUCAUAGUGAUGCAUCGCUCCCUGGUCGGGAUGGACAAGUUUCUGGGUCAGAGGUCCAUCAACCUGAAUGAAAUCUUUGAUAACAAGGAGAGGAAGAAAACUGACUGGUAUUCCCUGCAGUCCAGGCCGGGAAAGAAGAGGAAAGAACGAGGCCGCAUCCAAGUCAGCAUCCAGUUCAUGAGGAACAACAUGACGGCCAGCAUGUUUGACCUCUCCAUGAAGGAGAAGCCACGCUCGCCUUUCUCUAAGCUUAAAGACAAGAUGAAAGGUCGUAAACAUGACAGUGGCUUCGGUGACACGUCUUCAGCCAUCCUGCCUCGCUCCGCCGCAUGUGACCUGGAGCCCGACCAUCAGUCGCUUGGUCCAGACCCACAGACCAAGCCUGAAACAAAGGUGAAGAGGCCGCUACUCGCUGGGGGCCAUAAACUCUCUGCGGCCCAUUCCAUGUCCGAUCUCAUUGGCACACCCUCCCGAUCCAAACAGGACUCAACAGAAGAAAGUGGUGGACCUCACAGGCGUUCCCAGAGCGAGGUGCCAGGCUAUCAGGACGGUGAGGCACACAGUGACCCUUUUACUGAUAUCAGUGACACCCUGCCACAGAAGUAUGCCACGCUCCCACGCAACCGCAACCCAUUUGAGGGGGAGCAAGGGCAGCUGUGGGACCGCGGAGAGCGGAAGGAGAAAAAAGAGAAGGUCAGCUUACUGGAACGCGUGACGGGAAAGAAGGAAGGCCGCAAGACCAACAGCGAUGGCCGAUCAGGCAGCUCUGGUGACCUGCGUUCCCCCAACCCCUUCAGCGGUGACCCACAAACAGAAACUAACCCCUUCACCUCCAACUACAAAGCCCGCUAUGGAAAGUCCCCAGGAAAGGAAGACUUCACAUUUGGCCAGAAGAAGAAGAAGGACAUGCAAGGCAAGAAAAAUGAGCCGACAAAGGAAAGCGUGGCGGCCUAUAGCAACUUGUCUUUUGAGGAAGUUGUGCAGGAUCUAAUCAAGCAGAAAGAAGUGGUGAAAAAGAAAGACGCCCACAUCAGGGAGCUGGAAGACUACAUCGACAACCUCCUAGUACGAGUCAUGGAAGAGACGCCGAUGAUACUGCGGACACCCUAUGAGCAAAACAAGAAGGCGGGUAAACUUAAUAAAAAGUAGUAAGAAGCAAAGGAACAUGAGGAUAAAAAGCUACAAAUGAAGUUGAAAUGGUAGCUCAUGUAUCAGUAUCAUGGUAAAAUAAUUGGGAUUAAAUGGUUUAGAUCAAGGCCAACAUUUAUGAUUGAGCUAUGUCGUACCAUUUUUACUGGAUGGAGGUGGUUCUUAAAGACUUUU